GCACAAAUUUCUUUUCUUGACAUCUUUUUAGAGGUGAAAAAAAAAAAACAGGAUCAGGGCCGCAAUGAGUCUCUCAGCGAAAGACAAAAGCGUCGUCAAAGACUUUUGGGCCAAGGUCGCUCCAAAGGCUGAUGAAAUUGGCGCCGAGGCACUUGGCAGGCUUUUCGAGGCCUUCCCUCAGACAAAGACCUACUUCAGUCACUGGUCUGAUCUUCACCCCGGAUCAGAUCAAGUGAAACAUCACGGAGGUGUAAUUGCAAAGAAAAUUGGAGACGCUGUUGCCCACAUCGACGAUCUUCGCGGAGCUCUAAGCUCACUCAGCGACCUGCACGCUUUCAAGCUCCGUGUUGACCCUGCUAAUUUCAAACUCCUGGCCCAGACCCUCGAGGUGAGCAUUGCCUUGUACUUCCCCAAGGAGUUCACCCCCGAAGUUCAAGUGUCUUUUGACAAGUUUCUUCAGAACGUGGCCCUUGCUCUGUCUGAGAAGUACCGCUGAAUAAAGUACGAGUUGGAGAAGACAUCAUGGAAAAUUACAUCCAUAAAUGAUAUUGACAAUAAAAAUAAUUGAACAAUACACAA
Messenger RNA from Neoarius graeffei (lesser salmon catfish), 579 nucleotides. RefSeq names its product hemoglobin subunit alpha-like. Gene Ontology annotation, biological process: oxygen transport; hydrogen peroxide catabolic process. The transcript is spliced from 3 exons. The record is from RefSeq and is a predicted model, not a curated record. Lineage: Eukaryota; Metazoa; Chordata; Actinopteri; Siluriformes; Ariidae. Bases 65 to 496 code for a protein of 143 amino acids. Gene Ontology annotation, cellular component: blood microparticle; haptoglobin-hemoglobin complex; hemoglobin complex. Gene Ontology annotation, molecular function: organic acid binding; oxygen carrier activity; oxygen binding.